Messenger RNA from Lentinula edodes (shiitake mushroom), 3411 nucleotides. RefSeq names its product SNF2 family N-terminal domain-containing protein. Lineage: Eukaryota; Fungi; Basidiomycota; Agaricomycetes; Agaricales; Omphalotaceae. Gene Ontology annotation, cellular component: nucleus. Bases 66 to 3233 code for a protein of 1055 amino acids. Gene Ontology annotation, biological process: double-strand break repair via homologous recombination; reciprocal meiotic recombination. Gene Ontology annotation, molecular function: ATP-dependent chromatin remodeler activity; DNA translocase activity; ATP binding. The record is from RefSeq and is a predicted model, not a curated record. The transcript has 32 exons.
CUACUUACAACUCAGUACACUCAACCACCUAUAACCUUAAGUUUGCUUCAACGACAUUGGGGGAUAUGCCCUCUUUUCAGACUCCUCUGACUACAGGAAAGCGCAAAUCCGACUCCGGCAAUGAGAAUGUCCAACCUUUCAGUUCCAACAAUGCGAAACGACUUCGCCUUGAAAGUCGACCGGAAUCUAACGCAGACGAUGGCUAUUGGGUAGUUCAAUGGCGGAAUCAUCAAGCUAAAAAACACAAGACAUGGGAAGGAGAUGGUGUACUUGUAGUAUCGAGCAAUGGUUCAAGAGCCACUUUGUAUGAUUCUACUGACGGGAGACAAAUCGGUAGCGGGAAAACUGAGAUGCCCUUGUUCGACGAAAAAGUCAUCAACGUUGGUGGCAAAGAUGUUGGACUUGACCGAAAGAUCACAAAGCAAGAGUACCUUUCUGGGAUAUGCUUUGGCUCGAACUCAGCACUCAUUAGCCAAUCGACGCAAGAUUCUGUCAAGCAAACGGCUGGAAAAGUUUUCAAACCUCCGGCCAUGCGUAAACCCAGCCUCAAUACUGAAUCAGCAAAUGAAUCGCCUAUAAAGCUCACCUCGCAUCCCCUUCCCCGUGUGUCUUCUUUGCAAAGGCUGUCUCCUUCUAACGAGAGCGAAGAUCGAAGCGAGACUCAAACAACAUCAUCCUCAGGCCCAUUGUUUUGGGCCGUAAAUUGGCGUAAAACACAGUCAAGCAGUAAAAAGCAGGUCACCUGGGAAGGAGACGCGUUCAUUUCUUGUAUCAAUCAGAAGAUAAGCAUGUUAUCAGAGGAAGGCAAAUUAAUUGGCGCAUCUGUUUGCAAAAACCAUCAACACCAAUCUGGAGAUCGUUGCUUUGUGGGCGGAAAAGAGCUUGUACUAUUGAACGAAGUUUCUGCCGAAGCUUUGCCAUUUACGAACAAAUAUGCCCCGGUAGAGAACGAACCUGCGCCUGCUCCGUCUUCCCCCGCUCUUCCACCUCUAAAUCGGUGUGUUCCUACUGCGUCAUUCUAUGCAGUGCCUCCUCGUCUGAAAAAGCCUAUCGGUCCCUUGCAUGACCCCGACGCUGAAGAUGCAGUUAUCAUGAAGGCACCUACCAAAGAGCAUAUGGAGCGCUAUAACAAGAAACAACGACCGGUUGUGCCAGUUGUCCUAGAUCCCAUCCUUGCUCGACGUUUGCGGCCCCACCAGCGAGAGGGUGUUAAAUUCAUGUAUGAGUGCGUCAUGGGUCUUCGGAAACAUGAAGGUCAAGGAUGUAUCCUUGCGGAUGAAAUGGGUCUUGGGAAGACACUGCAAACAAUCACCUUAGUUUGGACUUUGCUUCGGCAAAAUGCAUACGCCGGCGCAGGGCCCGCAAUCAGUAAAGUCCUCAUUGUCUGUCCUGUCACUUUAAUCAACAAUUGGAAAGCCGAAUUCCAUAAAUGGCUAGGUCGGGACCGUGUCGGUGUGAGCAUAUGCGACAGGAAUACAGACACUGUAAAAACAUUUGCCAGCUCGCCACGGCAGCAAGUCUUGAUAGUGGGUUAUGAGAGACUCCGGACUAUAAUGAAGGAGAUUGCGACGUGCGGAGUUGGCCUGGUUGUUUGUGACGAAGGGCAUAGACUCAAGUCUUCGAAGGCUAAAACAUCGGUUAUAUUCAAACAACUUAGUACUCUUCGCCGAAUAAUCCUAUCCGGCACCCCAAUACAAAAUGACCUCGGCGAAUUUCAUUCCAUGGUGGAUUUUUGCAAUCCGGGAUUAUUAGACGAAUAUUCCGCGUUUCGUAGGCUAUAUGAGGUGCCGAUCAUGAAAAGCCGUGCUCCUGGAUGCACAACGAAAGAGUUGGAACUAGGUGAGAAGCGCUCUGCUCAGCUCUCUAACAUAGCAAAGAGCUUUGUUCUUCGCCGUGAAGCGUCCAUAUUGGGCAAUUACCUACCCCCGAAGCAUGAAUAUGUUGUGUUCGUGACGCCUACCGAACUGCAACUGUCGAUAUAUGCCAAGGUGCUCGACCCGAACAAAGUCGACGAUUUCGUAGAAUCCAACUCCACCGCUGAGUCACUAGCCUUGAUAAAUAUCCUCACGAAGAUUAGCAGCAGUCCCAUCCUCUUGAAAGCAACAAUGGAUAAAGAACAAUCUAAACCCAAGAGUGAAGGACUGAGACAUAACAAUAUUCAGGAGGCUCUUAAGUUGUUGCCCUCGAGCUGUGAGAUCGAGGACCUAACUCUGAGUGGAAAAAUGAUUGCCGUAUCCAAAUUACUGGCCUUUGUAAAACAGGAAAGCGAAGAAAAAUGUGUGCUUGUCUCCCACUACACAUCGACGCUCAAUAUAUUGGAAAGUUUCUGCAAAAAAAAGAACUACAGCUACUUUCGCUUGGACGGACAAACACCUGCUGCGAAACGGCAAGAAUACGUGACAACGUUCAACAAGACAAAUCAAAGAACGAGCUUCAUAUUCCUUCUCAGUUCGAAAGCUGGAGGAACUGGAAUCAACCUCAUCGGGGCUUCCCGGUUAUGCCUCAUCGAUUCUGACUGGAACCCGAGCCAUGAUCUGCAAGCUAUGGCUCGUUGUCAUCGCGACGGGCAAAAACGACCUGUAUUUAUUUACCGAUUCUUAACCGCUGGAACUAUAGACGAAAAAAUCUACCAACGUCAGAUUAUCAAACUUGGUCUCAGUAACGCACUCAUGGGUUCAGAUAACAGUAAAGCCAAAUCGAAAGCCGAUUCCUUCACUCGAAAAGAUUUGCGUGACAUCUUCCGAGUGCAUCCGCAUACGUCCAGUAACACACAUGAUCUACUGGAAUGUAUUUGCGAAAAUGAAGAUGGCUUGGAGGACGACAACUUGGAUGAUGACGUGAAUGUCAUUCAAUCGGAAUGUCCAAAGGGCUUCAUGGCGGCAUCACAAGUCAAUUCACAUCGGGAGAUCCACGAGAUCGACACGGAGUACCUUGAAAGGAAGAGAACCAGUCUCGCUUCACUAGAGGAGUGGAAACAUAUCAACUGCUUGAAACAAGACGCCUUUAAGGAGGUUGAAGAUGAUUUGCUUCGCCGAAUGCUGUACGUCAGACCCAAGAAAGAAUUGGUGACUCAUACCGGGACGGUCACCGAGCAGAUAUUGCAUUCCGUCGACCUAGAGAACUUGGGCGAGAUGGAACCUCUCACGGCUCGUACAGUGCCAGGAGGGACAGUCUCUUUUUUGUUCGAACGCAGCUCUGUUGAGGCUGGUGAAGCUACGUCGGAAGAAGAAUAAGGCGGGAGGAUAGCUGAUAUAUGGGCAAGUUAUGAAUGAAUAAAGAGAUCGUUCUCUUCGUGCGUACGAAAGACAAAAGAAUCAAUUAAGAACAUUCAAUAACAUGACAAUGGUAUACUACGAGAAUCAAACGGGAUCUCUCAGACGCAGCGCGACUGAAAACCCCCUUCAAUCACCG